AUGGGGAAGGUGCUGGGGACGGGCAGCUUUGGGAGGGUCUACUACGCCCGUCACACCGCGACGGGCACGGUGUGCGCGAUCAAGGCCCUGUCCAAGUCGCAGGUGUUGAAGAACGGCCAGCUGCAGCACCUGAAGGAAGAAAAGAACAUAUUGUCCAAUGUGGACAACGCCUUCCUCAUUCGGCUUCUGGGGUCCUUUCAAGACAAGGACUGCGUGUAUCUGGUCAUGGAGUUUGUGCCGGGCGGGGAAUUUUUCACACACCUGCGAAUUGCGGGAAGGUUCAGCGAGUCAACCACAAAAUUCUACGCAGCUCAGGUCUGCGCCUCAUUCGAGUAUCUGCACAGCAUGAGCAUAGUGUAUCGGGACUUGAAGCCAGAAAACAUGCUGCUGGACAAGAAAGGGGAUUUGAAGAUUACAGACUUCGGCUUUGCUAAAGUGAUCAAGCGCCGGACAUUCACACUCUGCGGCACUCCCGAUUACCUGGCACCAGAGAUCAUAUUAAACAGGGGACAUGCCUUGGCAGUAGACUGGUGGGCUUUCGGAGUGCUCAUAUAUGAAAUGCUUGCUGGAUAUCCGCCAUUCUAUGAUGAUGAUCCCAUGAAGACGUACAAAAAGAUAUUGGCUGGCAAGCUUGAAUUCCCUUCUCAUCUGUCUGCAGUUGCCAAGGAUCUAAUCAAGAAGUUGCUUCAGGGCGACCUGACAAGGCGACUAGGAAAUCUGGCGGGAGGCGUUUCGGACAUCAAGAACCACGCGUUCUUUAAAGAUAUCGACUGGCCGCGCAUAUGUUCCAAACAGUUGCGCGCCCCAAUUGUUCCCCUAGUGACGUCACAAGAUGACACCUCCAAUUUUGACGACUACUCCAAUUUGCCCCCAAUGGUGCACAACACCUGCCUAUCUUCCACGGAGCAAAUGCUGUUUCAGGACUUUUGA
Molecule: messenger RNA, 930 nt
Organism: Ostreobium quekettii
Lineage: Eukaryota; Viridiplantae; Chlorophyta; Ulvophyceae; Bryopsidales; Ostreobiaceae
Source: the annotation of a GenBank genome assembly